Molecule: messenger RNA, 2154 nt
Organism: Nomascus leucogenys (northern white-cheeked gibbon)
Lineage: Eukaryota; Metazoa; Chordata; Mammalia; Primates; Hylobatidae
Gene: TACR1
Product: tachykinin receptor 1
Biological process (GO): positive regulation of flagellated sperm motility; G protein-coupled receptor signaling pathway
Cellular component (GO): plasma membrane; sperm midpiece
Molecular function (GO): substance P receptor activity
Source: RefSeq, a predicted model, not a curated record
GAGCUGAGCAACCCGAACCGAGAGGUGCCCGCGAAACUGCAGGCGGCGGCAGCUGCAGCAAAAGCGAAGGAAAAAUCUCCACCUGGAUACGGAGCUCCAGAAUCCUGGCCAUAGGCUCAGAACUUUUACAGGUCGCGCUGCAAUGGGCCCCCACUUCGCUCCUAAGUCCUCACGCAGCACAGGGCUUUGCCUUUCCCGGCGGAGGAAGGGGAAAUAGGAGCUGCAGGCAGCAGCAGGUGUAUAAAGGCGGGGGAUCUCUUGCUUCCUAGAACCGUGACCAGUGGAAUUUCUUUCCCCUUUUCAGUUUAACGCAAGAGAGAUGCUGUCUCCAGACUUCUGAACUCAAAUGUCUCCUGCAGCUUGAAAGUGGAGGCAUUCAGAGCCACCGCGGGCAGGCAGGCAGUGCAUCCAGAAGCGUUUCUAUUCUGAGCGCCAGUUCAGCUUUCAAAAAGAGUGCUGCCCAGAAAGAGCCUUCCACCCUCCUGUCUGGCUUAAGCAGGACCCUGAGCCCCAGGCGCCAGCCACGGGACUCUGCUGCAGAGUGGGGUUGUGUACAGAUAGUAGGGCUUUACCGCCUAGCUUCGAAAUGGAUAACGUCCUCCCGGUGGACUCAGACCUCUCCCCAAACAUCUCCACCAACACCUCGGAACCCAAUCAGUUCGUGCAACCAGCCUGGCAAAUUGUCCUUUGGGCGGCUGCCUACACGGUCAUUGUGGUGACUUCUGUGGUGGGCAACGUGGUAGUGAUGUGGAUCAUCUUAGCCCACAAAAGAAUGAGGACAGUGACCAACUAUUUUCUGGUGAACCUGGCCUUCGCGGAGGCCUCCAUGGCUGCAUUCAAUACAGUGGUGAACUUCACCUAUGCUGUCCACAACGAAUGGUACUACGGCCUGUUCUACUGCAAGUUCCACAACUUCUUCCCCAUCGCUGCUGUCUUCGCCAGUAUCUACUCCAUGACGGCUGUGGCGUUUGAUAGGUACAUGGCCAUCAUCCAUCCCCUCCAGCCCCGGCUGUCAGCCACAGCCACCAAAGUGGUCAUCUGUGUCAUCUGGGUCCUGGCUCUCCUGCUGGCCUUCCCCCAGGGCUACUACUCAACCACAGAGACCAUGCCCAGCAGAGUCGUGUGCAUGAUCGAAUGGCCAGAGCAUCCGAACAAGAUUUAUGAGAAAGUGUACCACAUCUGUGUGACUGUGCUGAUCUACUUCCUCCCCCUGCUGGUGAUUGGCUAUGCAUACACCGUAGUGGGAAUCACACUAUGGGCCAGUGAGAUCCCCGGGGACUCCUCUGACCGCUACCAUGAGCAAGUCUCUGCCAAGCGCAAGGUGGUCAAAAUGAUGAUCGUCGUGGUGUGCACCUUCGCCAUCUGCUGGCUGCCCUUCCACAUCUUCUUCCUCCUGCCCUACAUCAACCCGGAUCUCUACCUGAAGAAGUUUAUCCAGCAGGUGUACCUGGCCAUCAUGUGGCUGGCCAUGAGCUCCACUAUGUACAACCCCAUCAUCUACUGCUGCCUCAAUGACAGGUUCCGUCUGGGCUUCAAGCAUGCCUUCCGGUGCUGCCCCUUCAUCAGCGCCGGCGACUAUGAGGGGCUGGAAAUGAAAUCCACCCGGUAUCUCCAGACCCAGGGCAGUGUGUACAAAGUCAGCCGCCUGGAGACCACCAUCUCCACAGUGGUGGGGGCCCACGAGGAGGAGCCAGAGGACGGCCCCAAGGCCACACCCUCGUCCCUGGACCUGACCUCCAACUGCUCUUCACGAAGUGACUCCAAGACCAUGACAGAGAGCUUCAGCUUCUCCUCCAAUGUGCUCUCCUAGGCCACAGGGCCUUUGGCAGAUGCAGCCCCCACUGCCUUUGACCUGCCUCCCUUCAUGCAUGGAAAUUCCCUUCAUCUGGAACCAUCAGAAACACCCUCACACUGGGGCUUGCAAAAAGGGUCAGUAUGGCUUAGGGAAAACGUUCCAUCCUCAAGUCAAAAAAUCUCAAUACUUCCCUAUCUUUGCCACCCUCAUGCUGUGUGACUCAAACCAAAUCACUGAACUUUGCUGAGCCUGUAAAAUAAAAGAUAGGACCAGCUUUUCCCAAAAGCCCAUUCAUUCCAUGAUUCUGGAAGUGACUUUGGCUGCAUGCGACUGCUCAUUUCAGGAUGAAUUCUGCAGCA